AUGCCUUCUCUUCCCAGUUCUGAUGAGCUCAUUUUUUUUGUGAAUGGAAAAAAGGUCAUAGAGAAGAAUGCUGAUCCUGAAGUGAAUCUGCUAUUCUACCUGAGGAAAGUGAUCCGCCUCACAGGCACCAAGUAUGGCUGUGGGGGAGGAGGCUGUGGCGCCUGCACCGUCAUGGUGUCGAGAUAUGAUCCCAAGACCAAGAAGAUCCAUCAUUAUCCAGUCACUGCGUGCCUGGUGCCCAUCUGCUCUCUGCAUGGGGCUGCGGUCACCACCGUGGAAGGGGUAGGAAGUAUCAAAACCAGGAUCCACCCUGUGCAGGAAAGACUCGCCAAAUGCCACGGCACGCAGUGUGGCUUCUGCAGCCCCGGGAUGGUGAUGUCCAUCUACACCCUGCUGAGGAACCAUGUGGAGCCGACCCCUGAGCAGAUAAUGGAAGCUCUUGGAGGUAAUUUGUGCCGCUGUACUGGAUACCGGCCAAUAAUAGAAAGUGCAAAAACUUUCAGUGUGGGAUCAACUGUUUGUCAAUUGAAAGGAUCAGGGAAAUGUUGCAUGGAUCAGGAAGAGAGGCCUUUUGAGGAGGAGCCGGAAAAAAUGUGUACCAAACUGUACAACGAAGAUGAAUUCCAGCCCUUGGAUCCAUCCCAGGAACCUAUAUUUCCACCUGAGCUAAUAAGAAUGGCAGAAGACCCAAACAAGAGAAGAUGGACAUUCCAAGGGGAGAAGACUACCUGGUAUACUCCUGUGACCCUGAGUGACCUUCUGGAGCUGAAAGCCAAUUUCCCCCAAGCCCCCAUCAUCAUGGGCAACACCACAGUGGGACCAAAUAUUAAAUUCAGAAAUGAAUUCCAUCCAGUUUUCAUAUCUCCACUCAGGCUUCCAGAGCUACAUUUUGUGAACACCACAAAUGACGGGGUGACAAUAGGCGCAGGAUACAGCCUGGCCCAGUUGAAUGAUGCCUUGCAAUUUAUUGUUUCGGACCAACCAAAGGAGAAGACAAAGACCUUCAGUGCCCUCCUGAAGCAUCUGAGAACACUUGCCGGAGCUCAGAUUAGGAAUAUGGCGACUUUUGGAGGACAUGUGGUGAGCAGACCUGAUUUUUCUGACCUAAAUCCUAUUUUAGCAGCAGGAAAUGCUGUCAUCAAUCUGGUAUCUAAAGAUGGAGAACGGCAAAUUCCUUUAGAUGGACCUUUCCUUGGCAAGUUACCAGAAGCCAACCUUAAGCCAGAGGAGAUUGUACUAUCUGUUUAUAUUCCCUACUCCACUCAGUGGCGCUUCAUGUCAGGGCUCCGGCUGGCCCAGCGUCAAGAGAAUGCCUUUGCCAUUGUCAAUGCUGGCAUGAGUGUGGAGUUUGAAGGUGGCACAGACACGAUCCAGGACCUUCAAAUGUUCUUUGGAAGUGUUGGCCCCACUGUGGUCUCUGCAAGCCAAACCUGCAAGCAGCUCAUUGGGAGGCAAUGGGAUGAUGAGAUGCUGAGUGAUGCGUGUCGAUUGGUCCUGGAUGAGAUUCACAUCCCGGCAGAUGCAGAGGGCGGCAUGGUAGAGUACAGGCGAACCCUCAUCAUCAGCUUACUCUUCAAAUUCUACCUCAAAGUUAGGCGAGGACUGAAUAAAAUGGAUCCCCAGAAGUUUCCUGAUAUCCCAGAAAAGUUCAUGAGUGCUCUGCAAGAUUUCCCCAUAGAAACACCCCAAGGAAUUCAGAUGUUCCAGUGUGUGGAUCCCUGCCAACCCCCACAAGAUCCAGUUGGCCACCCAAUGAUGCACCAGUCCGCCAUUAAACACACUACAGGGGAAGCUGUUUAUAUUGAUGACAUGCCGCCCGUUGAUGAAGAACUUUUCCUGGCUGUAGUCACUAGCACCAGAACUUAUGCAAAGAUCAUAGAAAUUGACACUUCAGAAGCCCUGGCACUUCCAGGUGUUGUUGAUGUGAUAACAGCAGAGGAUGUUCCAGGAGAAAAUAACCAUCACGGAGAGAUAUUCUAUGCACAGAAUGAGGUCAUUUGCGUGGGUCAGAUCGUCUGUACUGUGGCUGCUGAUACCUAUGCUCAUGCAAAGGAGGCUGCUAAAAAAGUCAAGAUCGCUUAUGAAGACAUUGAACCAAAGAUUAUCACAAUAGAGCAAGCCCUAGAGCACAAUUCAUUUCUUUGUCCUGAGAAAAAAAUUGAGAAAGGAGAUGUAGAGCAAGCCUUUAAAAAUGUUGAUCAAGUCAUUGAAGGUGAGGUCCAUGUGGAAGGACAGGAACAUUUUUACAUGGAGACCCAAUCUAUCCUGGCUAUCCCAAAACAAGAAGAUAAAGAAAUGGUUUUGCAUCUUGGAACACAGUUUCCAACCCACGUGCAGGAAUUUGUGUCUGCAGCACUAAAGGUCCCAAGGAAUAGAAUUGCCUGCCAUAUGAAAAGAGCUGGAGGAGCGUUUGGGGGGAAAGUGACCAAGCCUGCUCUGCUAGGAGCUGUCAGUGCCGUGGCCGCCAACAAGACAGGCCGCCCAAUCCGGUUUAUUCUCGAGCGUGGUGAUGACAUGCUGAUAACUGCUGGCCGACACCCACUCCUCGCAAAGUACAAAGUUGGAUUCAUGAACAAUGGUGUGAUCAAAGCGGCUGAUAUUGAAUAUUAUGUCAAUGGUGGAUGCACUCCUGAUGAGUCCGAGAUGGUGGUAGAGUUCAUUGUGCUGAAAUCUGAAAAUGCAUACGAUAUUCCUAAUUACCGAUGUCGUGGUAGAGCUUGCAAAACAUAUUUGCCAUCUAAUACCGCCUUUCGAGGAUUUGGCUUUCCCCAGGGUACAGUGGUACCUGAAGCUUAUGUCACUGCUGUGGCAUUUCAGUGUAACUUACUCCCUGAAGAGGUUAAAGAAAUAAACAUGUAUAAGAAAAUUAGCAAAACAGCCUUUAAGGAAACAUUUAAUCCAGAGCUCUUGCGAAGAUGCUGGAAAGAAUGUCUGGAGAAAUCUUCAUUCUAUAACAGGAAAUUGGCUGCUGAGGAAUUUAACAAAAAGAAUUUCUGGAAGAAGAAGGGGCUUGCUGUGGUCCCCAUGAAAUUUACAAUUGGGAUCCCCGUGACCUACUACAAUCAGGGUGCAGCUCUAGUCCACAUCUAUCUCGAUGGCUCUGUGUUGGUGAUUCAUGGUGGCUGCGAAUUGGGACAAGGCCUUUAUACCAAAAUGAUUCAGGUGGCCAGUCGGGAACUGAACAUCCCCACAUCUUAUAUACACUUGUCUGAGACAAGCACAGACACUGUGCCCAAUCCAGUCUUCACGGCGGGCUCAAUGGGGACAGAUAUCUUUGGAAAGGCCGUGCAGAAUGCCUGCCAAAUUCUUAUGUCCCGACUUGAGCCAGUCAUCAAGAAAAACCCUAAAGGAAAAUGGGAGGAGUGGAUUUCAAAAGCCUUUCAAGAAUCCAUCAAUCUCUCAGCCACUGGAUAUUUCAAAGGCUAUGAGACGUUUAUGGACUGGAAGAAGGAGGAAGGCAAGCCUUACCCAUACUGGGUUUAUGGAGCAUCCUGUUCUGAGGUUGAAAUUGACUGUUUGACUGGGGCUCAUAAGCUCCUUAGGACGGACAUCUUCAUGGAUGCUGCUUUCAGCAUAAACCCAGCCCUGGACAUUGGACAGGUUGAAGGAGCAUUUAUCCAAGGCAUGGGCUUAUAUACCAUAGAAGAACUGAAAUACUCCCCAGAAGGCGUGCUUUAUUCUCGGAGUCCAGAUGACUACAAAAUCCCCACCGUCACUGAAAUACCAGAAGAGUUCUAUGUCACUUUGGUGCAUUCCCGAAACCCCAUAGCCAUCUACUCGUCUAAGGGACUGGGUGAGGCCGGAAUGUUCUUGGGAUCCUCCGUGUUGUUCGCCAUCUAUGAUGCAGUGUCUGCUGCCCGCAGAGAAAGGGGGCUGACCAACACCUUCACCCUGAAUAGCCCCGCAACUCCUGAGUUGAUCAGGAUGACUUGUGUGGAUCAGUUUACUGACAUGAUCCCCAGAGAUGAUCCUUCAACAUUUACGCCUUGGUCCAUCCACGUGUCUUAA
Talpa occidentalis (Iberian mole) is the source of this 4008-nucleotide messenger RNA. RefSeq names its product aldehyde oxidase 4-like. The transcript has 36 exons. Lineage: Eukaryota; Metazoa; Chordata; Mammalia; Eulipotyphla; Talpidae. Bases 1 to 4008 code for a protein of 1335 amino acids. Gene Ontology annotation, molecular function: FAD binding; oxidoreductase activity; 2 iron, 2 sulfur cluster binding. The record is from RefSeq and is a predicted model, not a curated record.